UUUACGAACAAAGGAGCACCGGCGGCUCCACACUGGGGGACGCGCUGAAGAUGCUCUAAGGACACCUUCCAGGAGCGCAUUGUCUCCACAUCUUGUCACGAGCGGUCGAAUUCGGCUAAACGCUGAGUGACUCAGACAGCUGAGAGCGCGACUAAUUUGGCCGGAUAUGAUUUGAAAGUAAAAUUCGGCGAGCGCCUCAUCCAAACGUACAACACCGUGUUCCCCUAGGACCUGAACACACAACCUUGCGGCUGCGCUUCACCGGGUCUCGCGCACCACAGAGCGAUGCUUUCACCGGUAACGGCACGCCGUGCCCAGAAGGAGACGCCGGUCGUGAUCCUGCCUCCCGGGUCCGAGUUCUUGGAUCCACCACGGGUCUCCUCUCGAAGGUGCGGUAGCCGGCCGGCUUUCCACAGAGCACCCGCGUCACACAACUAAUGAAGGCCUUUUCGAGGGUCUCCUGAUAGAAGUCUCCAGUGCUAUUAGAGAGGAAUGAGGAAGGAGGGCCUUGGAUGCCCGCGCCACCAUCACCGCAUCUGUCAUGGAGAGGAUAAUGGCUCGGCGCGUCCCUGAAAGCGCCCCCGUCCCGCCGCCAUGACAACGUCAGCCCCUCUCGUCGCCCUGCUGCUCGCCCUGCUCCAGCUCUCCACCGCCACUUUCCCAGAGGAGACGGGACCCCUGAGCUCCCCGUCGCCUGAGGUGGUCCGGCGAUACCCGGUGUUCCUCGGACGGGCGCAUCGAUCAUCCACGAGGCAGGAGUCCCUGCACGUCCAGAGGAUCCUCAAGGUGAACCGCACCCUGUACAUCGGAGCCAGAGACGACCUUUUCCGAGUGGAACUGGACAACGUUGCGGGAGAUGAGAUGUUCUACAGCAAGAAGCGAACAUGGGAGUCCAACAAGAAUGACAUCCGCAUCUGCAGGAUGAAGGGGAAACACGAGGACGAGUGUCGCAACUUCAUAAAGGUCUUACUGAGUCGACCAGGAGGCCUGUUUGUCUGCGGCACUAACGCGUUCAACCCGCUGUGUGCCAACUACACUAGGGACACUCUGGACAUGGUGGGAGAGGUGGUGAGCGGAAUGGCGCGGUGCCCCUAUGACCCCAAACACGCCAAUGUGGCUUUGUUUGCCGAGGGGAGCCUCUUCACCGCCACCGUGACGGACUUCUUGGCCAUCGACGCUGUGAUCUACCGCAGCCUGGGGGAGAGUCCAGCCCUGCGCACCGUCAAACACGACUCCAAGUGGUUCCGAGAGCCUUACUUUGUGAGCGCCGUGGAGUGGGGCCCGCACAUCUACUUCUUCUUCAGAGAGAUGGCCAUGGAGUUCAACUACCUGGAGAAGGUGAUAGUUUCCCGGGUGGCUCGGGUGUGUAAGGGCGAUCUGGGCGGCUCCCAGCGGGUCCUCGAGAAGCAGUGGACCUCCUUCCUCAAGGCGCGUCUCAACUGCUCCAUCCCGGGCGACGCCCACUUCUACUUCAACCUACUGCACUCCACGAGCCCCGUGCUCCGCCUGCACGGCCGGGACGUCGUCCUGGGGGUGUUCUCCACCCCUCCUAACAGCAUCCCCGGCUCUGCCGUGUGCGCCUUCGACAUGCAGCAGCUCACCCUGGCUUUUGAGGGCCGCUUCAAGGAGCAGAAGUCUGCAGAAUCCAUCUGGACCCCGGUUCCGGACGAGCUGGUACCCAAACCGAGGCCAGGAGGCUGCGCCGUCCAGGGAUCCAGGUUCAACACUUCCACCGCCUUCCCAGAUGAGGUUCUGAACUUCGUGAAGACACACCCCCUGAUGGACGAGACCGUUCCUUCCCUGGGACAGACGCCCUGGAUCGUCAAGACCAUGGUCAGGUACCAGCUGAACACGAUGGAGGUGGACACAGAGGCGGGACCCAACCGGGAUCGAACCGUCCUCUUCCUGGGGUCCACCCGAGGGACCAUCCUCAAGUUCCUCAUCAUGCCCAACAAGAGCAACCCCAUCACCACCAGUAAUGUGUUCCUCGAGGAGCUGGAGGCCUAUGACCACGAAAGGUGUGGGGAGGACUCCCCACAGUCACGUGUGCCACUCUCCCUGGUUCUGGACCGGCCCGGAGCCUCACUGCUCGUGGCCUUCCCAUCCUGCGUGGUACGGGUUCCACUGGCGCGCUGCCAACUCCAUUCCAGCUGUAUGAAGAAGUGCAUUGCCGCGAGGGAUCCGUACUGCGGCUGGACUCGAGGAAACACCUGCUCGUUCCUCAGACCUGGGACCAGGCUGCCCUUUGAGCAGGACGUGGAGCGCGGGAACACCUCCCACCUCGGCGACUGCGAAGGAGUCCUGCAGAAGAGCUUCGUGGAGGAGACCGAUAGGCUGGUGUCCGUCAACCUGUUGGUGGCGUCGGCAGUCUCGGCAUUCGCCGCCGGGGCGGCUCUAUCGGGCCUCGUCGUGUGCUGGAUCAUGGGCCGCAAGCAGCGGCGCCGCUCCCGUGGCCCCAGGGGCCUCUCCGGGGGCCGACGGCGGGGGGACAAGGAGCAGUGCGGCGGCGCCUCCGUGAUGAGCGUGUCCCGCCCCGUGAGCGGCGACCGGCCCCGCCUCCAGGCCGACACCUUCUUCGUGAUGCCCAACGGCUGGGUGGACGCGGGCGACCUGGAUGCGGGGCUGCUGCCCACUCCGGAACAGACCCCCCAGCAGCAGAAACGUGCCCCCCCCGGGCUGCGGCGCGCCGACUCCGGGUGGGACCAGAGCCAGACGUUCCUGGGCUCCGCCGGGACCCCGUGCCCCCUGACCUCCUCCUCCAUCUACCUGAGUUCCAAGCUCCUGCAGGGGGGAGGGCGGCGGCACGACGACCUGGGGGGCCCCGCCCUCUCCGCCGAGCGGCAGCACUUCCUGGCCCAGAGAGGGGGCGUCGCGGUGCUGCGAAACUCGGCCGUCGAGUACCGCUACCCGGUCACGCCGCAAGGCUCCCCCGACCGCCGCAGGGUGGUGUCGGCGCCCAGCGCUCAGCUGGACUUUGGGGACGGCCUGCGCUGGACGCACGGGGGCUUCGGGUUCGACGGCGCCGGCGGGACCCCUUCCGGCCAGCCGCGCCCUGGGUCGCACCCCCACCCGAACCUGGCUCGCGGGCCGAGAGGAUACGGCGACGUGGCCGACCUCGGCCGCCUACUGGGGAGCGUGGUGAGUGAGCGGACUGAGGGCGGCCAGUGAGGGAGGGGCCACGCGACCGUCGUGUGCAGCGCGCCCC
This is a messenger RNA of Scleropages formosus (Asian bonytongue), 3205 nucleotides long. RefSeq names its product semaphorin-6B-like. The record is from RefSeq and is a predicted model, not a curated record. Gene Ontology annotation, biological process: neural crest cell migration; semaphorin-plexin signaling pathway; axon guidance. Gene Ontology annotation, cellular component: plasma membrane. Lineage: Eukaryota; Metazoa; Chordata; Actinopteri; Osteoglossiformes; Osteoglossidae. The transcript is spliced from 17 exons. Gene Ontology annotation, molecular function: chemorepellent activity; semaphorin receptor binding. Bases 595 to 3168 code for a protein of 857 amino acids.